AUUUUCAUUACCUUCAUGUUCUGGAACAACAGGAGGACCUAGGUACAGUCUCCCUAUUAUUGCCACCGAUCUUGUGGCACCAAGAGAGCAACAAAAUGAAAGAACUAUACAACUUGUGUUCUUUGGAUCCAUAGCACAAGAAAUAAUUGACACUCCAGUUGGUACUCUCAUUGCUGCUAAUGAAGGCGUGGGAAUUUUUCUCCCAACAAAAAUAACUGCCAUCUAUGGAAAACAAUAUGAGCUCCGUGUAAGCAUUUCCUCAAUGUCAUUACAGCAUAUCAACAUCACCUAUCAAGUUGAUGCUAUUAUAGGCAUGGGUAACAUUCCUGCAUCUACACCACCCCGCUUGCAUCUCGCACUUGAAGGACAACCUUCUCAUCAAUCAGCAACAGAAAGCCAGCAACUCCACUCUACUGAUAAAUCUACACUCAUCACUGCACCAAAUAGUUCUGGGUCUACACCACCUGAAUGCAAUAAGGACAUCAGCUCGGCAUUACCUCAUAUAGAUAUAUCAGGUACAGAAAAUACUAAGUUUGAGAUCCAUGCAAGGAAAAAGGCUCCUGAAUCAUCUGAAAGCAAUCUGUUGUCAACUCCGGCCUCAGUUGAAGACUUAGAAAAAGCUCAGCUUGCUGACCCAAAGACAAAAAAGAACAAAUGUUCGAUUGAUGAGGCAUCUCAUAGCCAUGGAAAAAAUGAUCCAAGUGAUAUUCACACAGCAGCCAAAAAAUUAAAAAGACCAAGAGACGGUUAGAGCUCACCAAUCCAGAUGAACAAGACUAGGGUAGCCAUGCAGUAGAGUGUAGAGAAGGACAUCCUAUUUUGACAAUGGACCUAACACAACUACGCCAGCACAUGCUACUGUGCCUGCCAAUUUGCGAUGGCCCAGAUACCUCUACCGUAUGUAAAUUAAAUAGUAGGUAGUGAAUCAGAACUACUAUGGAAUCCUUAGCAACCCCAGCAGUGUCCUCCCUGACGUUGCCCAACUAGACCAUCCAAUGAAAGGGAGGCCGCACCCUCCUAGGAAAUGCAUUUAGGCAGGUGUUAGACAUGUAUAUUAUAGCUUCCGAACAGCUGCUAUAUGUAAAUUAAUCAGUACUACCUGAGCUUGCCAAACAUUAUGCCGUCUGAGCUUGCCAAACAUUAUGCAGUCUGUCAUCGUACUUCUAUGAAUUGACCUCUUUUCUUUCCCCAAA
Molecule: messenger RNA, 1193 nt
Organism: Panicum virgatum (switchgrass)
Lineage: Eukaryota; Viridiplantae; Streptophyta; Magnoliopsida; Poales; Poaceae
Exons: 8
Coding region: 263-751 (162 amino acids)
Source: RefSeq, a predicted model, not a curated record